Parnassius apollo (apollo) is the source of this 828-nucleotide messenger RNA. The record is from the annotation of a GenBank genome assembly. Lineage: Eukaryota; Metazoa; Arthropoda; Insecta; Lepidoptera; Papilionidae.
AUGUUCUGGUGGAUUUUUUGUUUCACUUUGACCAUGUUAGCCCAUGAUGUGCAUUCUGAGACGAAAUCUAAUUUAUCUUCUUUAAAAACCCGUUUCGAGCCAUUGAUAGAUUUCAUUAAAUGUAUCAAAAUCUCGGAAAGUCCUACAAUCCCCACUAUAACGCCACAUGAACUAGAGAGCAAAAACGAUUCAAUAACAAAAAAAUUAUCAUGUGGAUCUACUCCAACUACGUGUAAAAAAGACAUAUAUAGGUCCUUUGAUGGCACUUGCAAUAAUUUAGAAAAUCCUUCCUGGGGCGCGGCGAAAGAACCCUUUGCAGAAUUAGUAAAUAAUAACUAUGCUGAUGGUGUGCACCAAUUUCCUGAAACGUCAGAGAAUGAACAAUUACCGAAUCCCCGUGCUAUUAGUCUACUUGUCUUUCCAUCCGAAAAUAUUAUUGAUAAGAAAUGGAACCUCAAUACAAUGCAAUGGGGUCAAAUAAUUGCCCACGACAUGUCUUUCGCCGGUAGAACUACAUUUAUCAAUAAUAAUCCUGUGACAUGUUGUGAUAGUGAAGGCCAACUGACUUCCGAUUCUGAAAAAAACCCUUUCUGCGCGCCUAUACUCAUUCCUGAGAAUGAUGCUGUCAACAAAGAAGAUGGAAGGGAAUGUAUGGAAUUUGUGAGAACAGUUUCAACAAAGGAUAUUGACUGCACUUCAUCAAAAUCGCCCUCCUUCCCGAUAAAUGAAGUCACGUCCUACUUAGAUCUGUCUUUGACAUAUGGUAGUAGUAAGAAACAAGCUGACUCAUUGCGUGAAGGCCGAGGGGGGCCGCUUAAAAGUGAAUAA